This is a messenger RNA of Anastrepha obliqua, 5314 nucleotides long. It is a transcript of the gene sick, whose product is annotated as protein sickie. The record is from RefSeq and is a predicted model, not a curated record. Gene Ontology annotation, molecular function: ATP hydrolysis activity; ATP binding. Gene Ontology annotation, biological process: neurogenesis; nervous system development. The coding region runs from base 339 to 4757 and encodes 1472 amino acids. The transcript has 6 exons. Lineage: Eukaryota; Metazoa; Arthropoda; Insecta; Diptera; Tephritidae.
UGAGUUAUAGCGCGCAAAUACAUCCAAUAAGCAUUCGCUCAAAUAAUAAAACGCCGAAUUAGAUCGUAUCAAAUAACGCGUGUUUAGACGAAACAAAACGCGUAAACAAAAACCAAUUUUUUUGCAAUUAAUCAUCAUUUAAAGCCGUAAAACUGAAGCUGCAAAAGAAAAUUGAAAAACUUAAAUCGACAAAAAGGUCAAAAGAAAGAAAAUGUGACAGUGGUAAUUACGAAUACUACGGCGACUUCGACGACGACAACAACGACAAUUGCGUCAAUUGUGGCGGCGACGUGACGCAUUUGAUCGAUUCAAAAAAGUGCAAAAUUGUUAGUGGCGGCAUGUCCGCCACAACUCGACCUCCCCUUUCUCCAGCAACUACACCGCUUUACGAUGGCUAUGCGACCAUACGUUCGCGUGGUCUCUAUCGUUCUCGUUCCAUACGCGCCGCCGAAUUGGAAGCAGAACUCAAUGGCACUAACACGAAUGCCAGCAAUAGUGCCACUGAUAUGCGACGCCCAACCUUGGUGGAACGGCGUCGUACACUUUCACUGAAAAGCGAUUACAGCCAGUGUUCUUGCUGCUCGGGCAACAGCGGAAUUUGUCAGAAUGCUCAACGUUUGGGUAGAGCCAAUAGCACUACCAGCGGCACGCUAAGCGCAACCACACCGAGUGUUGCAGAGGAAAUAUAUGCAAGUCGGCCUGUGGCGAAAGCCGUGAAAGCACCAAAAAUUGGUGAUAUGGAACCACUCUACGCCAGCACACAUGCACGGUCCGCUGGCUUUCGUCCACUCUCAAAUGCGUCUUCCUCAUCUGGUGGUGGCGGCAGUAAUGGUGGUGGCUGUCGUGAUAGUGCGAUUGACUCAACUGGCUCUGGCAGCAUUGCAGUCGAAUAUCAUAACAUGAAAAAGAACUCCCGUUUCUCAUUGGAUUCACUACAGAGCAGCGCCACACCGAAAACGCCUGACUACACUGCGGUCGAAGAUGAGAACAUCUUCUUGUAUACCGCACCUGAAAGUCCCAAAAGACGCUUAGAUAGCACAAGUACACGUCACUCUUAUGGUGAUUCAGAACGCUGCUACUCGCCUAUAUCCACGAAGAACUCUUUCGAAAUACAAGACAUCACUGUGCAUAGUGGUCGCAUUUCUGGUGACUUUUCGCCCUCAAAGCUACGCCGUUCAUCAACACGCAGCAACACCUCCAACACUAGUUCGCACUAUAGCCGUACCAAGUCGCUCAUUGAGAGUUCACGUCCGUCCACCUUGAUGACAAACUCCUAUCAUCGCAGUGAAAGCGAGAGUCCGACUUACGCUGGUCGUCCACCACUCUCGCCCAACGCGCCGCCUACACCCGUGCGGCGCGAAAGCCUUUAUGCCAAACCAAAGAUUUAUGCCAUGUACACGCCAACAGUACCACCAACGCCAACUUCACUCUCACGCCCGACUAGUCCAUGCCAGAGUCCGACGAAAUCGCCAUUACGCUCGCCCAUAAAUAGCGCCACGUAUCAACCACAACUGCCAGCGCUCUCGACGCCGCAACGCAGCACUAGCGCCGAAAUACUCGAACGUUCACACACUAGUCAUUCCCUGAACACGAUUGAUCAGGAUGAUAUGCCAGCAGUGCCCAAUGCCAUGCCCGUGCUGCAGAAUGCCGUCGAUCGUCGUUACCAUACACUGGGCCAUAUGCGCGUUCAAAGUAUGGGCACUGGAUUGUAUCGCUCCUACGAUUCCUCGCCUAUGGGUUCCAUGUUGAACAUGAUGGGUGGCGUUUACUACUCAGCGUAUGCAGGACGUCAACAUCAUUCUAUGCUGCAUACGAAUAAAUCAGCUGGGAAUAUCUAUGCAUCUGCAGAUGAUGCAGUAGCAGACCUAAAUCGACUGGCGCCAGAGUACAUUGAUCCAUUGGACUUUAAAAUCGGCUGCCAAACGACGCUGCGCAGUAAACCAGUGAUUCCUUGGUACGAGUUGGCUAUAAAGCGGGAUUUGAAGCGGCAGUCUUGCCCACCGAUUACUGGGAGUGGUUUGACGAACGGCAGCAAUACGCUCAGCAUGAGUCGCAGCACAGACAAUAAGGCUCAUGUGGUUGCCGCCUUUGAGCAGUCCCUCUCCAAUAUGACGUCACGCCUUCAGCAUCUGACGGCUACCGCCGAGCGCAAAGAUGGUGAGCUGACCGAUAUGCGUCAAACAAUUGAGCUGCUACGCAAGCAAUCCAUUCAGGCGGGUCUUACAUCUGCGCAUAUGCAAAGCAUGGGCGUGCAAACGCAGCAGAACGAGCAACAACAGCUCGGUCGCACUGCCAUCACACAGCAGCCGAUGUCGAAUCAGAAUGGCGCCAGCAAUGGUACCGCCUCAUCGACGCCUUCGUCUACUGCAACCGGUGUUAUGCAACGUCACCACAGCUCUGAUUCGAUGUGUUCAUUGAAUUCCAUUAGUUCCGGCUGUUCGACGCAGGACAAAAAGCAAAAGAAGAAGGGUUGGCUGCGCAGCUCCUUCACCAAAGCAUUCUCCCGCAAUGCCAAAAUUUCGAAGACUAGUCGGCACGUCGGUCAUCAUCAUGUAGGAGGCACUGGCAGCAGCAACGCUAGCAUAGGGGUGCAUGCAACGCCUGGAGUGCAUGCCGAAAACAGCGCUGCUUACAACAAAGCUAAUGGCCAUAGCCAUGCCGAUGCUGUUGUAGGUUUGGCCGCCUUGGCUACACAGCCGCCACCACCGCUGCCUACAGCGAAUGCUUCGCCCACCAAAGGUAGUCCAGCUAAGACUGUCACGCUGAUAGACAAUGCAAAGCCGAUCGAUGCAAUCGAUCACGAUGAUCAUCAUGUGGUGGAAGACCUCAAGAAGCAAUUGCGCGAAAAGGACUUGGUGUUGACCGAUAUACGUUUGGAGGCACUGAGUUCUGCUUCUCAAUUGGAAAGUCUCAAAGAUACGGUGAACAAAAUGCGCGCUGAGAUGAUGUCAUUGAAGCAAAAUAACGAGCGUCUGCAAAAGUUGGUCACCAGCCGUUCAUUAGCUGGCUCUGAAGCGUCGCUGGGUAAUGCGAUUAGCCCGAGCGGUUCUAUCGGCGAGUCACGCCGCUACUCGUUAGCAGAUGGCAAUGCGCGCCCACCAAUGGAGUUGCCAAAACGUUUGGAGGAGGAGGUCGAGGAAGAGAACAUUCCGCCUGCACCAGCACCAGAGCCGCCACCGCCACCACUAAGUCCUGCAACGCAUAUCGAUCUAACGCCACCACCACCCGCACUCAAUACGAUUCCUAGCCCAGCACACAUUGCAGCCGCGGCAGUUGAGGAGCUGCCCGAUGUCACUGAUGGCAAGAAAAUUGCCAUCGCUUGUUAUCUGGGACAACCCGAGUCCUUUGUCAAGUACUGCGAGGAAAUGCUAGAGGCCGAUGAAUUCUAUGCAAAUGGUGUCGAUGCGGAUGGCAUCAGCGAACGUAAGGCGUUUCCCACGGCCAGUUUGAAUGAGUUUGUCGUCGCAUACACAUACAUCUCGGGCAAGACAACCUGGCAGAAUCUGGACUAUAUUGUUCGGAAAACUUUCAAAGAUUAUGUGUCGCGCAUUGAUCCCGGCACCAAUCUGGGCUUGAAUACAGACUCAAUCACAUCUUACCACUUGGGUGAAGCGAAGCGUGGGCCAGAAAUGGGCUUCCCGGAGCUGCUGCCCUGUGGCUACAUCAUUGGCAACGUACGCACGCUGUAUAUCUGUCUGCAAGGUGUAGGCAGCCUAGCCUUUGAUAGCUUGAUACCGCGUAGCAUUGUGCACCGUUACAUCAGCCUGUUGACCGAGCAUCGUCGGUUGAUCUUGUGCGGACCCAGUGGCACAGGUAAAUCCUAUUUAGCGCGUAGAUUGGCAGAGUUUUUGGUGGCACGUUCGGGACGCGGUAAUCCCUCCGAAACGAUUGCAACAUUCAACGUUGACCAUAAAUCUUCAAAGGAGCUGCGUCAGUAUCUCGGCCAUGUGGCCGAACAGGCAGCCAUUGCGAAUGGCGCUUCAGAAUUGCCAUCUGUGAUCAUUCUGGAUAAUCUGCAUCACGCGUCAGCUUUGGGCGAUGUCUUCUCGUGCUUGCUAAGCGCUGGUCCUGCUGGAAAGCUGCCAUGCAUAAUUGGCACCAUGUCGCAGGCCACGUGCAACACAACCAAUCUGCAGUUGCAUCAUAACUUCCGAUGGGUACUUACUGCCAACCACAUGGAACCGGUUAAAGGUUUCCUUGGCCGCUUUCUACGUCGCCGUCUAUUUCAGCUGGAACUGCAGACUGGCCACCCUCAGCCCGAAUUGUCAACUGUUCUGGCUUGGUUGCCCAGCGUGUGGCAGCAUAUAAAUCGGUUUUUGGAGGCGCACAGCUCCAGCGAUGUAACAAUCGGACCGCGCCUCUUUCUCGCUUGUCCAUUGGACUUGAAGGACUCACAAGUGUGGUUCACUGACAUUUGGAAUUAUCAUCUCUCACCAUAUCUGGUUGAGGCGGUGCGCGAGGGUGUACAAUUAUAUGGACGACGCGGUGGCGCAUGGAAUGACCCAUCGAUUUUCAUACGCAACUCCUAUCCAUGGCCAUAUGGUCCGGAUUCGGUGCCACCAUUGCGGCAAAUAAACGCAGAAGAUGUAGGACUAGAAGGUGUGGCGGCUAGCAAUGGUGACAAUCCAGACCCAUUGUUAAAUAUGCUCAUGCGCCUACAGGAGGCAGCUAACUACUCGGAAAAUCAAGAUCAGGAGUCCGACUGUGCGAGCUUAGACUCAAAUGUGACACCAGACAGUUCGGCGGGCGCUGAGUAAUCACCCAAAGUGUUGUUGCUGGCCGAAGUGACUACAAUGACGAGCAGCGGCGGGCUUUAGGCCCAAAGUAAAACUAAUCAAAUACUAAAUACCUACUUACCUAUCUAUCUUGAUACUGCAAACUAUGUACACUUAAUCGCUUAAAAUCAAACAUUCAUGUGCAUGGCUUGUAUAUUUGUAAGUGCUGUUAUGUGCGUACCUGCCGGCUUAAAUGGCAGUAUGCAAAUUUUGUAAAUUAUUGAAAGUAAUGCGACAUUUGUUUAGGGAACGCAAAACUAAUUUUAGUUGCAAUUUAGGUAUUCAAAGUAAAAGUUUUUUGUGUAAAAAAAUAUUUUACAAUUAAUCAAAUUAUUAAGUGCCAAGUCCUUUUGGCAAUGAAGUGUGAACGAGCGAGGGUUAAGUGGGCACUGUUUAUUUUAUAUUAUUUUCUUACUAUAUCCAGUUAGUAAUUUAUUGAAAUAGUUUUUCCUAAGAUAGAUGACUUAUGACUAAGUUGCUGUUGAGAUAUCUUUUCUCAUAUUAUUUGCAAAAGCUCUGCGCAUUUGGUUGAAAAGUCA